This is a messenger RNA of Closterium sp. Naga37s-1, 1992 nucleotides long. Lineage: Eukaryota; Viridiplantae; Streptophyta; Zygnematophyceae; Desmidiales; Closteriaceae. The record is from the annotation of a GenBank genome assembly.
AUGGCGGCAGAGACGACAGAAACUGCACCGCGGCGGUUUUUUAACAGCCCCGCAAACGGCGGCGCUGACGGCGGCGGCAUCGGUAGUAGCGCACGGGGCGCCGCCACUGUCCCUGUCCCCGUUCGCGCCACGGUUCCUCGAUGCCUGUGUAAAAAAGACCUCGAAUCGCGGCGCCGGAAGCGCGGGGCGUGGACGGCGGCGGAAGACGCGGAGCUGCGGGCUUACGUGGCAAAUUACAGCGCUGGAAGUUGGAAGCGCGUGACGGAGGCGGCCACGCUGAAACGCGACGCGCAGAGCUGCCGACUGCGGUGGUCCAGUCACCUCAACCCCAAGGUCAACCGUGCGCCCUUCUCGCCAGAGGAGGACGCCCUGCUGCUAGUGAGCAUAGCGUGGGGGGGCUCCCACAGCGGAACCAAGUGGGCUGCCUUUGAGUCCAACGAAUUGAAUGGCGCUCCCAUUCAAUGGGACUCCUGUUCUUCUGGCGAGCGUGACAUGGGGCCCCCUCGGCGAGACGAAACCAAGUGGGCCGGCUUUGAGUCCGACGGAUUGAAUGGCACUCCCAUUCAGUGGGGCUCCCACGGCGAGACCAAGUGGGCCGCGAUCGCCUCGGCGAAGUUCCCCUCGCGAAGUGGUUACCAGAUUCAGAGCCGCUGGCACAGCCUUGUGAACAAGCAGCGCCGGGGGGUGAAGAACAACCCUCGCAUUCGCCCCCCGAGGGCGGAAUCCCCCCUCCCAGGGGGGGGGGGAUCAGGGGAGGCGGGAACUCCCCUCCUGCCUUCAGAGCCGCUGGCACAGCCUGGUCAACAAGCAGCGGCACGGGAUGAAGUACAACCCUCGCAUUGGCCCCCCGAGGGCGGAAUCCCCCCUCCCAGGGGAGGAUCAAGGCGGGGGGGGAUCCCCCCUCCCAGGGGGGGAUCAAGGGGGGGGGGGGAUCCCGCCUCCCAGGGGGAGAUCAGGGCGGGGGGGGAACCCCUCUCCCAGGGGGGUGUCAGGGCGGGGGGGAAUCCCCGCUGCACGGGGAAAAGAAAUUCCCCUCUUCCCUUUAAGGCAUGGGCGCGGGGGGGGGAGGAGGGAAACGCUUUACUACCUGCUGCUGGCCCUACUGUCAACCCGUCUUCUCCAACCCGGAGUGGAAGGCCGGAGGGAAACACUACAGCUGCUGCUAUUGUGACAGGCACGGGUGAUAGAGCUACAGCUACAGCCCAUGCAGGCGCUACCCUUGCUGCUGCUACAGCCCUCGUGGGUGCUUCUUCUAUAAGAGCUUUCCUUAAUGCUGCUGCUGCUGCAGCCCCUCCUGCUACCCCCUCACCUAUUGCGUCUUUCAUCCUGACCCUCCAUUCUGCAAUCAACGGUCGUCCUCACUCCCCAAGCCCAGCCACCUCUUCGGAACCAUUCACCCCUGCAGUUGGUUCCCUUACAGCUGCCGCCUUUGCUCCGCCUCCUGCUGCUGCUGCUGCUGCUGCUGCUGCUGCUUCUGCUGCUGCUGCAGCCCCUGCACCUGCUACUGUUGCUGCUGCUACCCCACCAGCUAUUGCUGCGUUCAUCCAGACCCUCCAUUCCGCAAUCAACGGCCAUCCUCACUCCCAAAGCUCAACCUCCUCCCUUCAGUUUCCCUCCACUCUUCCGGAUUCCAUGCUCCCUGAAUGUUUCGCAGCGCAAAAACGGGGCAGCAGCCAGUCACCUAGCAGCACCGCUCUGGUACAACCCAGCACCGCUCUCGGGGACAGCAGCACGUGCAGCAGUGCAGUAGCAUGUGGGGGUGAGGGUGAGGAGAGGCCUUUGGUGCAGAGGCAGAUGCAGAGGCAGACGCAGGAAGCUGACUUUUCGGGCGCUGCAGCGGCACCACCACCAUUUGCAGCAUCAAGAGCAAUUGCCUCUUCAUGUGCUUGCAGCUCUGCUGCUGCAUCGUGGCUCACGAGGGUAGGUGCUGCAGCAGCAUUGUGUGCUUGCAGGGCUGCUGCUGCAUCCAUUUGCAGCAUCAACAGCAGUUGA